Molecule: messenger RNA, 1440 nt
Organism: Entrophospora candida
Lineage: Eukaryota; Fungi; Glomeromycota; Glomeromycetes; Entrophosporales; Entrophosporaceae
Source: the annotation of a GenBank genome assembly
AUGACGGAUCCAAUUGUUACUUUAGAAGGUCUUAGUGAAUAUGAUGAUUGUGACAGUGAUAAAGACAAUCUGAAUGCUUAUGAUGCAAAUCAACUUCAGCAAGAAUUCUUAGAACAACAGGAACAAAACUUUAAAAAGCAACAACAAUUAUCCUCACAACAUCAGCAGCAACUUUUAAGACAACAGCUACAAUUCUUAGAGCAACAGCAACAACUCUUGGAACAACAAAAACGAAUACCUUCACAACAAAAUCAACAACUCUUGGAAAAACAGCUACAACUCACACAACAAUUGCAACAGCUCUUACAACAACAACAGCAACAAAUGCUACAACAACAAGAACUAGUUUUACAACAACAGCAACAACAAGAACAAGUUUUACAACAACAGCAACAACCAUUACAAAAGCAACUUUUAGAAGUUUUAGAACAACAGCAACAACUUUUACAACAACAAUUACAACUACCUCCACAAAAACAGCAAAAGAUUUUACAACAACAGCAAAAACUAUUACAACAACAGCAACAAUUAACACAACAACAGCAACAGCUUACACAAAAACAACAACAGCAACAACCCUUACAACAACAGCGAGAACUCUUGCAACAACAAAAAUUCUUACAACAACAGCAAGAACACUUACAACAACAGCAAGAACACUUGCAACAACUGGAACAAUUCAUACAGCAGCAACAGCAGCAACUCUUAGAAUGUAAACAAAAAUCCACUCAACACCAGCAACAUCUCUCAGAACUCUUAGAACAACAUCAAAAGCUCCUACAAAAACAGCAAAGCUUCACACAACAUCAGCAACAACUCUUGAAGAAUCAGCAAAAAUUCAUACAACUACAAUUAUUACAACAAUUUGUACAAGGACAAGUUACAAUACCAACAAACUGUUUUGAUUUUGGAGAGCUUUCUAUAAUUAGUAAAGAUGAUUAUACUAAUAUUUUAAGAGAUCAGGAGAAAUUGAAAAGUGAAAUCAAAAAAUCAGAAAGCAAAUCCAAUAAAAUAAUCCAUGAAUUGAAAAUUACAUACAAUGACUUGGCUAGUGAUUUUAAAAAUUUUGAGAAUAAAUUCAAUAAAAUCCAUGAAUUGGAAAGUAAAAACAAUGAAUUGGGAAAUGAAGUCAAUAAAUUGAAAAGUGAAAAAAUUGAAUUGGGAAGUAAGAGCAAUAAAAUGAUCAAUGAAUUGAAAAGUAAAAGCAUUACAAAUGAUAAAACAAUCAAUCAAUUGAAAUGUGAAGUCAAUAUAUUAGAAAAUGAGAACUAUAAUUUGGAUAAUCAAAAUAAAAAAAAAGAUAAAACAAUCAGUAGAUUUAAUAGUGAAAAUAAUAAAUUGAAAAAUGAAGUCAACAAAUUGAAAAGUGAACUCAAGAAAUUGGAAAGUGAGGUUAAUAAGUUGAAAAGUGAAAACAAUGAAUUGGAAAGUAAAGAAUAA